UUAGCUACAAAUUAGCUGAUUAUACAUACACACGACCACGUGCGGAUACAUUACGAAUAGAUCAGCAUGUUUUGGUUAAUGAUAGUCGAUUACCCGUCCACUCUAUCCUGCUGUGUGAUGGAUGCACACACCGCGUAUAUACGAGAUUAAUAUUAAUAUUAUGUCAGUGCUACAUCCUCAUAUUGAUUUUCUUUAUGACGGAGAAAUCAGUAUGCAGUAUAUCGAUUAUAAACCGAGCACAGACAUGUCGAACCUCACCGUGGAGUAUCUGUUAGAUAUUGCCCCUUGCCCUCCGACCUGGGACCCGGGGCUGCUGUAUCGGAUCCCCUACCCUGUAAACUUGACGGACGGAGAGGUGGAGAGGAUUGCUGGACGGUGUAAUGUGCCCCCGCGCCAGACAACGGUUGGGGAUCUGUCGGUCACGGGGAACUCGCCAGAUGUGCUGUUACACGUGCUGGUGAUCCUGUCUGUGACAUCGUUUGUUAUUUUGAUUGCUGCUGGUUUAGUAAUAUGCAGUUACAAGCACAGUAAGCACCGGACUGGUGACAGCUGUCUUCAGACAGUGCCAACCCAACAACUGAGACGGGAGUUACUGGAGGAGGAAAUGCAAGUACGAGACAGCAAUGGCUGCUUUAACCACACCUACAAGUCGUCACAGCCCGACCUGCAGCAUGCAAACCAUUUACAGAACGACCUCCAUCCCAACAAACUGGGCACAGGUGACAAAACGCCAAUUGACACAAGAAAUGGAGUUUUGCCAUGAUGCAUGCAAACUUUUUUUAGAGUUGGAGAUUUGUAUUUGUGGUGGAAUGACCUUUAAAGCUGUUUUAUGAUUUACAUGUAUACAAAACACGGAGGUGACUCAAUCAUGACACCCACCACUACUCAGAACAACAGCUUGCAUAUUUACAAGGAUCUAUACUUUUCCCCCCAGUAUUUUGCAGCACUCUUCACUAUCUACAAUGUCAAUGUAAUGUCUUGCUAUGAUCAGAGGAGGAUUGCAAGCACGGUAAUAUACCCUUGCAACACAUGAGAUUAUAUAAUUAUGACAGAACACAGCAACACACCCCAGUAACAUAUAUAGGGAAUUAUAUGACUCACAAAACACAGCCAAUAUAUUCAAACAACACUCAGAGCGGUAUAUUAUUUAAAUGUUUACAUACAUACACUAUAUAUACUAAGUUUUAGCCCCACCCUGGGGUCAGAACCUCUACCCCAGGGAUCCUAAAAUUUACAAGUUUUGUGGAGGCCUUCUUAAUCUACAUCACUAUGCAUUUAGUUUUUCUUACACAAGUGCUAUUGUAGAGAAGAUUUUUGAAAAUUCUUUAAUUUUUAAGUUUUUGCCCCAACUCGAAGGCCCCUGGAAUGCAGGAGUCUUGAAAUUGACAAUUUAUGUUCCCUUGUUCCAAAGAUAUUUGAUUACCAAGUUUGAAAGGAAUUGGAAUGGUAGUUAGGCCAAGUAAAAUUAAUUAGUAGAUUAUCAUUCCCGUCCACCCCUCGAAAAUCGCCCGCCCUGAUUUUUUUAAUUUUUCAAAAUUACGAUUUCCGGAUAUUUUUAUGUCCGGUCCGGUAUCGUAAACGUACUUUGUUUCACUUUGCCUUUUAGAAACCCAAAUACACAUGUAAUUAUGAUUUAUAAAGCCUUUUCUCAUUGAGAGAAGGCAUUUUCGAGGUCAAGAAUACCAUGGCGAAAAAUAAAAAAUAAAA
Messenger RNA from Ostrea edulis (European flat oyster), 1707 nucleotides. RefSeq lists its product as uncharacterized. The coding region runs from base 122 to 763 and encodes 213 amino acids. Lineage: Eukaryota; Metazoa; Mollusca; Bivalvia; Ostreida; Ostreidae. The transcript is spliced from 2 exons. The record is from RefSeq and is a predicted model, not a curated record.